AUGACCUGCCGAAGUUCGCGCGGCGCGCUUGCCGCAGCCACCGCCACUGAACCACGCGCGGACACGCGUCGCCGCUCAGGCGGAAGCGCUUGCCACAAGCGCGGCUCCCGCAGAUCCGCGGCGUUCCUGGCGCUCCCGAUCCUGCUCCUCCUCGUUCUCCUCCCGACAGUCGCGGCGCAGCUGACGUGGGGGGGUUUGUUCCAAGGAAUAGUCGACUGGGCUAAAGGCCUCUUUAAGGGGGAUGGCGACGACGAUGACGAUGGCGUCGGCGCCGCUCAGCUGUGUGGGUCGUCGUUUCACUCAACCGCCCGGUCCCUUCUUCUCCUUUUUCCCAUCCAUUCCCGUUACAGUCUUACCUUACAUUGGACCGUGCCCGCUGGCGGCGCGAAGGUAAAAUUCGCUCUGGAGGCGGACGGCGGCUCGAACGCCGCCAGCGGUUGGAUGUCCGUCGGAUUUUCAUCGGACGGUGAUAUGGUGCCCGCCGACGCCGUGAUCGGGAACAUGGGCGGCACGGGGGUGUACGCGUAUCGUAUCUCGGGAUACGAUCGAUCCGACGUGGCGCGUACCACUUCGUUCACGAUCUACGCGCCGGGGUUAACUACCACGUCAGCGAAGACGAUAAUGACCUUCACUCGGUCCACGUCAGACGGGAGCGUGAGCGUCAACCCGACUGGCUCGAACAAGCUCAUCUGGGCCUUCUCCUCCUCGGGCUCCAAGACUCUCGCCUACCAUGGCGGCAAGUAUGGAAGAACCACAGUUGACUUUUCUUGCUCCUCCACGUCAUCCGGCUCGGGAUCAGGCUCGGGUUCAGGUUCGGGAUCAGGCUCGGGAUCAGGCUCGACGGGUAACGCCUGCGCCAAGUCGACCCUGACUGGAUACUCCUACCAAACUCCGUUGAACGGCAAUAGUCUGCUCCUGCAUUGGAACAAGGCGCGUGCCAACGGAGCAGUGACAAUGGCAGUAGAGGCCAAGUCAGGAUUAGCCAAGUCCGGAUGGGUGUCCCUCGCCUGGACCAAGAGCGGCAAGAUGGCUCCUGCUGACGCUGUUUUCGGGAAUCUAGCGGGCAGCAAAGUGGGCGCGUACGAGAUUAAUGGGUACACUGUAUCCUCGAUACAGCCCGCCUCGUUUUGGAUUGGGCAGACCCCGCAAACGAUCACGUCUUCGAGUGGUUCGACUGUGGUCAAGUUCUCUCGCAAGCAUUCUACGGGAUCAGUGUCGCGCUUUCUGGCAUACAACAAAAACAGCCUCAUGUGGGCCUACUCCCCCUCGGGCUCCAAGAGCAUGGCCUACCAUGGCGGCGCAUACGGACGAAUUACUGUGGAUUUCUCCUGCAAGACUGCUGCUACAGGCGGCGGGAAAGGAGGGGGUGAUGAUGACGACGACGACGACGACGACGACGACGAUGAUGAUCGUGAUCAUGACAGGAAACGUCGCGACCGCGAGCGCCACCGCCGCUGGCACCAGGGGUAG
Molecule: messenger RNA, 1470 nt
Organism: Closterium sp. Naga37s-1
Lineage: Eukaryota; Viridiplantae; Streptophyta; Zygnematophyceae; Desmidiales; Closteriaceae
Source: the annotation of a GenBank genome assembly